Molecule: messenger RNA, 504 nt
Organism: Gordionus sp. m RMFG-2023
Lineage: Eukaryota; Metazoa; Nematomorpha; Gordioida; Chordodea; Parachordodidae
Exons: 4
Coding region: 1-504 (167 amino acids)
Source: RefSeq, a predicted model, not a curated record
AUGAACCCGAGGAAACUUUGUUACCCUUUGAAAUGGUUAUCGCGGGUGUUAGGUACUGUCGGGUCUUGCCAGCAUUACCCUGAAUUCAUAGAAACUUUUUAUUAUAUAAUUAAGCAUAUAAAACCUAUAUUGCCUACAACAUCAUCAAAUUUUAUAAAGGAUCCUAUUACUGUUGAAGAAAAGCAUAUGAUUUGUCUAAGGUAUUUAGCAACAGGAUGUAGGUAUCCUACCCUAGCUUAUUCUUUCAAAAGGGGUAUAUCUACUAUCCAGCAAAUUGUUAAGAGAACUACCAAAGCUAUAUGGCAAGCUUUGGUAAGCCAACAUAUGCCACCACCUACUCUCUCUGAUUUUGAGAGAAUAGCGAAGGACUUUGAAGUAAAAUGGAAUCUACCAAAUUGUAUAGGUAGUAUUGAUGGUAAACACUGCAGAAUAAGGAAACCACCUCAUUCUGGAUAUGAAUUUUACAAUUACAAACACUUCUCUGUUGUUUUACAAGGUUUGUGA